Molecule: messenger RNA, 285 nt
Organism: Pleurotus ostreatus (oyster mushroom)
Lineage: Eukaryota; Fungi; Basidiomycota; Agaricomycetes; Agaricales; Pleurotaceae
Exons: 2
Coding region: 1-285 (94 amino acids)
Biological process (GO): outer mitochondrial membrane organization
Source: RefSeq, a predicted model, not a curated record
AUGUCUUCCACCAUAUCGAACUCGUCUUCAAGGACUGUGACACGCGCCACGCCUCCCACACCUCUCCAGCCGCCGCCAGCAGACGACUCUAGCCACAUUCCGGUUACCCCAGCUGUUCUGCGUUCCAUAUUCACAUCCUCACGCACUCCACAUGAAGAGCGCUCCAUUUCUCGUGUAGCCUUCUUCAGGUUCGCCGGGUUCUUGCUGAGCUGUCUGGGUAUUGGUUUAGCGGCAGCGAGGGGCAGAGGGAUGAAGGGCGGGGCAGCGCUACUCGGAGUAGUAUGA